Limulus polyphemus (Atlantic horseshoe crab) is the source of this 3442-nucleotide messenger RNA. Its product is annotated as peptide methionine sulfoxide reductase MsrB-like. The transcript is spliced from 6 exons. The coding region runs from base 618 to 1148 and encodes 176 amino acids. Gene Ontology annotation, cellular component: cytoplasm. Gene Ontology annotation, molecular function: peptide-methionine (R)-S-oxide reductase activity. The record is from RefSeq and is a predicted model, not a curated record. NCBI's taxonomy places the organism in Eukaryota, Metazoa, Arthropoda, Merostomata, Xiphosura, Limulidae. Gene Ontology annotation, biological process: protein repair; response to oxidative stress.
UUUCUAAUGUGGUGUACUUCUCUGACAUAGCUUUAAAGCUAAUUCAGUUUCAACUACAUAUACGACUAUAUUUCACUCUUUGCUAUACGAUGCAACAUCGUGAUUGUUUUACAUUUGAGGAAGAUAAGUAAACCUUAAUCAUAAAAUUAUAAUUUAUAAUCAAUUAUUUCAUUUGCUCUUAAAAUGUCUUUAUUUAUUAAUUUUGUGUCCAAUAAAAGGUUACUUGAUUAGCUUGUCUCAGUGUGAACAAGACCCCUGUAGAACAAAACAAAUUCUCACAUGCUGCAACUUCACUGAAUUUCCCACUAUUGUUUUCGGUGAAAAUAAGGCUAUGGAUGAUUAUUUGUGUCAGACAUGAUGGUUACAGUGGGACAACGUUAUCACAGUCAACACUACAUGUAAAAUGGCUAUGUUUUGUUCCUGCUCAGCAGCACAGGAAAUAUCACUGCUUGUGAUUGUCUUAUUUGAAAGAGCAGUAUAACAAGAGGACACAGUAUUAAGAUUUGGGAGACUGGCUCGGUUUCAGAUUUACAAGUAAGAAUGAACCAUUGACUAGCACUUUUGAUAUAGAAAAAAAGUAUGAUGAUGCUUUGAACUACAUUUUGUUACGUAACAUCAUGCAGAAUGGUAGCAGAGAUGGCUUUAGCCAUCCUGAUUCAUCAAAAAAUGAGUGCACAAAAGAAAAGUUAAAGAAGCAUCUUACAUAUCUUCAGUACCACGUGACCCAAGAAAGAGGCACAGAACGUGCUUUUACUGGAAAGUACUAUAAGCUGAAAGAUAAUGGAAAGUAUGCCUGUGUAGUAUGUGGGGAAGAGCUCUUUUCAUCAGAAACCAAGUACCAUUCUGGAUGUGGAUGGCCUGCAUUCUGGGAUGUUGUAGAUAAAAGCAAAGUCACCUUUAAAAAUGAUUUAUCUCAUGUGGGUGGAAACCUACUUCUACUUGCUAUCAAACCAGGUCUUGCGAGGACAGAAGUUUCUUGUCGCAACUGUGGUGCCCAUCUUGGCCAUGUGUUUGAUGAUGGACCCAAACCAACAGGCAAGAGAUAUUGUAUCAACUCAGCAUCUCUGGAGUUUCAGAAAGAAAACAACAAAGAGGGUUCUUCUAAACAAAGUGAAAAUAAAGAUAAUUUCGAUGGUUUGCCAAAAUAACUGGCUUAGGGAUGAAUAUGCUUUUUUUUUUAAUCAUUGAACCACAAGUAAAUGAGCUCAUUUGGUAAUUAUAAAUUUGUUUAAUGAUAUGUAUGAACUUGUAUGUCCUGUUACUUCUGCCAGGACUAACAGUAUUUCUUAGGUUUCCUAGAAUAAUUUAAAUUCAAUUAUUACUCACUAAAUGGUGAGUGUUAUUUAUGAUAAUUUGAUGUUAAUGCUUAAAAUAUUAUUGGUGUUAAUUUUUUCCAACCACUGAAGAAUUUGGAUCACUUUUUGUAAAUGCUUAAAUUAAUAUUUUUAGUCAAACAAAUUUUUCUCUGUAUUUUUCUGUAAAUUAUUUGGUUUAAAAUUUGUUGCAGUAUUAAUAUUGGAGGAGUAACGACUUCCUUCUUUGGCUUAAUUAAUUUCUUGACCAAGCUAUCAAAGUAAGUGUAGCUCUAAAUGCAGCUAAUGCUAGAGUUUAGUUAUUAAACUGUUGCAUACUAUUCUCCUGUUACCAUUACAUUUAAAGCUAGUUGAAGUUUUUGUUGUAAGCUUCUAAGAUUUAAUUUCAUGGGAUUAUAAUUUGAAAGUCAUCUUUCAUUAUUUUACUUUUUUUGAAUUUGUAUAUAUUUGUUUUUAUUCUAGUAUAGCUGAACUUUUAGGCAUUGCACAUGGGCAUUCGCAUCCAUUAUCAAAAGUGAUUUUUGUUUAGAUAAUUCUGUGACAUUUUUACAGGCAGUUCUGAUUUAUGUGUAUUUUUAUUGAGCUAGGUUUAUAUCUUAAGUUAAUUUAUGGAACAAGACUAAAACUUGUUCAUUUGAUGAUUUUAAAUAAAUUAAGAUUAUUAUGUGAAGUUCAGCAGAAUUCUUGAGAAAAGGUAUUCCUGUAUUUAGACAUGUUAAUUUGAAAAUUUGAAUAUAACAAUUAGUUUGUUAGGCAAAUUUGUUUUCUUAUUCUGUAUUUGUAAGUUUUGUUUUUCAGUUUAAAAUGGUGGUUUGUGUUAAUACUUGAUAAAAGAUAUAAUUUCUCUAUGCAAGUAACAUCCUUUUUCGUGAUGCAUACUCAAAUAUUUUACUACACAAAUGAAGAUAAGAGAAUAAAUCUUCCAGUUGGAAAACUGCCUUUUAAUUUAAUUUUAGUUAGAAGUUAGAAGUUUCUGUAUUUUUUUAAAUAAGAUCUGCAUGUUUGACAUACUGUCACUGUUAAUAAAGGUGUGUGUGUGUGUAUAUAUACUACAUCCAAGAUAUUUAACAAGGUGUUGAAAAUUACAAAAGAAUAGUGUUAUAAAACUAGUUAAAAGAAAAAAAGAUAUUAUACACAUAUAUAUCUUUCUUCCUUGGAAUAAAGAUUGAGUUUGCCUGAUUAGCAUAUUACUUACAGUUGGUAGAUACAUCAAAAAUAACUAAUCUGUUUAAAAAAUUAUUACACUGAUGAAGAACCAACUUGUGUAUUUGUUUUAACUGAUUAAUCAUCAGAAAGGGAAUACGAAAAACUUAAAAUUAAGGUUUUUACACUGGAUUAUUUUUAUGCAUGCAUAAGGUUUAUACUAUGGUAGAUAAAAGCAUAAGUUAAUUAAUAUCUGUAUAAGACAAAUUUCAUACUGCACUUUCAGAAUAGAUCAAGGUGCUAAGUUGAAUACUUUUCAUUUAUUAUCUGCAAAUUUAUCAAAACAUGCUAUUUUUGUAGAAUUUGUUGUUAUAUAAAAGUAUGCUAUCCUCUAGUAUUUUCAAGAAAUGGUGAACUUGAAGAGGUGGAAUAAUUUAAUUUAAUUUAAAUUAUUAAACUGAAAUUAAAGAUAUUAAAUAAUGAUCUUGUUUGAGUGUAUGUUUUAUUAUUAUGUCCCAUUACUAAAAAUGUGAGCUGAAAGUUUAUUUAAAUAAUGGAACUGUUGUUGGGUAUAAAAGAACAUAAAUUUUUUUUUAUCAAAAUUCUCUAUAAUGGUUUAUACAUUAACUUACCAAAUGACACUGUUUCUAAUAUUCUUGACAUAUAGUUGCCAUCCUAUGUUUCCUUUUGUCCAUCUUUAUGUCAGUAUAUGUUUUAUUUAACUUACUUACUUGAUUGUUAAUUCAAAUUCAAAAUAAGAUUAACAAGUUUGAAAACAUAUAUUAUUUAAACUCAAAUUUAAGAAAAUCUGUACAAAGUAGUCCUUUUAUACAGCAGCAGGAAGAUUAUCAUUUCUGAAAAACUUUUAUCUUUUGUAAUUUUGCUCUAAUCGGUUGUCUGUUAUUUUCACAUGGCUAAGUGUAUAAAUUUAAUUAACCACUGUAGUGAGUGAUUAAAUAAACCUACUCAUUUCUUUUUCAAAUCAA